Gasterosteus aculeatus aculeatus (three-spined stickleback) is the source of this 1625-nucleotide messenger RNA. RefSeq names its product FKBP prolyl isomerase 1Ab (gene fkbp1ab). The record is from RefSeq and is a predicted model, not a curated record. Gene Ontology annotation, molecular function: peptidyl-prolyl cis-trans isomerase activity. Lineage: Eukaryota; Metazoa; Chordata; Actinopteri; Perciformes; Gasterosteidae. Gene Ontology annotation, cellular component: cytoplasm; sarcoplasmic reticulum membrane. Gene Ontology annotation, biological process: protein peptidyl-prolyl isomerization.
UAAAGAGACGGCGAGACAGACAGACAGACAGACUGGAGGAGCCGACGGGCCGAGGGACAGACCGAGUGACUGCAGGAGGAGCGCAGCCGGCGCAGGGACUUCUCUCCACAACACGCCGCUGAAAUGGGAGUCGAAAUCGAAACCAUCACCCCGGGAGACGGAAGGACUUUCCCCAAAAAAGGACAGACGUGCGUGGUGCAUUACGUCGGCUCCCUGACGGACGGGCGUAAGUUUGACUCAUCCCGCGACAGGGACAAGCCUUUCCGGUUCAAGAUCGGCAAGCAGGAAGUGAUCCGAGGCUGGGAAGAGGGUGUAGUGCAGAUGAGCGUUGGUCAAAGGGCCCAGCUGACCUGCACACCCGACUUUGCCUACGGAAACAAAGGCCACCCGGGUAUCAUUCCUCCCAACGCAACGCUCAUCUUUGACGUUGAACUGCUGGGUUUGGAAUGAAACAAAUCAAGUCCUGUUUUCUUUCUUUUUAGCCUGUGACUUCCUACCUGGGCGAUCCGGAGAGAAACUAUGAAAGUCUGCAAUUGAUUUAUACGAGUCUCCAGUUUAUUGUUCCACUACUUAUUUCAUCAAACUAAGGACAGCCUGUGUUAUUUUGUCUCUGUGACUGAGUGAAAUCUCUUUUCCACCAUAUCCUUCCUCCCUGGGAAACAUGGGCCACAACCUUACAAACAUCCACGUCUUGAAUACUUUCACAUUUUGCGCUUUAAUUUUCUUAACUUUUUCCCCCAAAUAUUGGUUGCGCAUGGUUACGCCGACAAGUACAAAACACUAAUGAACCUCUAGCGAGGACAUUCAUCUGCCACGACUCCAUGCGUACUUCUAUUAUACUGGAGAGCUUUGUCGUAUUACAGGAAUGGGGAAAAAAGUACAGUUAUCAAACAAUGAUUUCUAUCCUAUCCAGCAGAAAACCAGAACAAGUGGAACACGUUUCCGUUAGGGAGGGACGAGGCGUAGUGUUGAGUUGAGUGGCUUGUCAUGGGAGGUGGUGAAAAGGAGGUACUACCUUUCCCUGUCUUCAUGUUCAAGGCUCGAUGGAAACCCUAGCAGCAUGUACACGUAGAAAGCUUUGCAUUCAACCUGUGUUGUUAUUGCCUUCUUAUCUCGCCGUGUCUUUAAACCCGCCGUUAACGGUCAAACUGUGCAAGGACAGGAUUUGUGUUGAUGCACAUUAAUUGGAUUUUUUUUUCUUAAUAAAAAGAGUAAAUAAAUAGGAAAUACUUGCAAUUUGACAACAGGGGUUGAGGAAGCAAUCAAAUGGUGACCUCCCCUCGAAAUAUUGUGUCACGACUUCAAUCCUUUUCAGAUACGUGUUUUCUAUCUCUGAGAAUCAACAAAGUUCAUGUAUAAUGUAUGAUGAUAGACAUUGUGCCCAGUGUCAGUGAUGAACCAUACUGCCUCACUGAACCCAAAUAUUCUGACACAUUCUGACCAUCCUAGUGGUUUUGUAUCAAUAAAGGAAAAAGCUGGCCUGGCUGUCGGUUGUUUACUGCCAACGUUACAUAUUGGCCAAGCUGCAGGUGGUGGGCAGCUCUCCGCCUCCGUACUGUGUAGUUAUUUGCUGUAUGCGGUUAAAACCAAUGAUUGCUUGUUUAAAAUAAAACAAGUGCUCUCAA